ACUAAAAUACACUUGAGCACGCUACGAUCCACGUCACAAUUCAACGUGGGGGAAAUUAUUUGAUUGUGUGCAUGAAUGGUCGAGCUUGUGUUAGAACGAACCUUCAUAGAUUCACAAUGGCCCUUGGGGAAAUGGUGGAAAUGGGCUGAUUCAGGUUUCAUUCUGAUGCUUCAAAAAUAGGAUACAGAUGAAAUAAAAAUUAUUAAAUUUCACUCUGUGGAUUUCGAGUUGAUGCUGCCGAUGGCGGUGCAAAGAUGGCGUCGCGCUGACUUUAUCAUAACGGACUUACCUGUCAAACUUAAGUUCGGCUAAGUUUGACAGCACGAGGAGGGAAAAAUACUCUUUAGUGUUAAUACUUCACAAUAUUGAAGAUGACCACAAGGGAAAUAAUUACACUUCAACUGGGACAUUAUGCUAAUUACGUCGGAGCUCACUGGUGGAAUUUACAGGAGGGGAACUUCUCGUACGACUCGUCUAAUCCUUCGGAGAUCAAUAACGAUGUCUUUUAUCGAGAAGGCGAAAACCCAAGGAGACAAGUGACAUUCACCCCUCGAUUGCUCAUUGUGGAUCUGAAAGGUUCCCUCGGUUAUCUUCCAGAACGAGGAUCUCUCUACGACACAGUACCUGCCCCAGGUGCUGACCCCUCUCACCUAUGGGAUCCUGAGAACAUAGACACCACCACCGAUGACCCCAUUCCCAAGUCUUCAUUCAUCCAGAGCUUAGAAAAAGGGGAGAAAACAGGGGAGGAACAGUCCCUCGACCUUGAUAACGAAAUCACGAGUUGGGUGGAUUAUCUAGUCCCCAGAUUCCACCCCAGGACCGUCAAUGUUGUCAGGGAGUACAAGCACAAGUGUUCGAACUCUCCAUUCGAUGUUUUCCAUUAUGGAAAGAACCUUUGGGGAACCGAGCAGUUUCAGGACGAUUUCUCAGACAGGAUCAGAGCUUAUGCUGAGGAAUGUGAUCUCAUGCAGGGAUUUCAGGUACUUCUCGACUCUUCGGAUGCAUUCAGCGGUCUCGCCACCUCAUGCAUUGAGCACCUCCGCGACGAAUACAACAAGAGUAUCCUCGCCUUUCCCCUGAUUGACUCUCAGAGUACAAAGCCUUCGAUAUCAGACCUGUCGAACGCAGUGAAUAUAGCCCUCUGCUACCAACAAUUAAACGAACAUUCAUCUCUCUUCAGUCCUCUCUGCUGUGGAGAGAGUGGCUGGUUGGCACCAGGCUCACCCAGAACCUUUCCCAAUUUAAUCUAUAAUAACGAUUCAAGGUACCACUCCAGUGCCCUUCUGGCAACCGCCCUGGACACAUUGACAAUCAGAUACAGGUAUAAGCAGCACAGCAUGUCUUCUCUGUCAGAUUUGUGCGCAGAUCUGAAUAAGUUAGGGAGAAAGGCAGCAGCCACAAGCCUCAGUCUCCCCUUUCCAAUGACAACUAAGCGCGAUCUCAUUGACGUACUCGAUGACCUGGAGGGUCCACUCUGGACGAGUCUCACCCCCAGGGUCAGUAUCUCCGGGGACCGGUGCAUGCAGAGUGUUACCUUGAGGGGUAUCAGCGAGGAGAGGCUCAAGAGACCAAUGGCCGAGGCCAAGAAACAAAUGGGAAAGCCUGCCUACAGGUGCUCAACUGUCCACGAGAUGAUGAGCCUAUACCUGGCUUACUCUUGCCAUGCUUCUGCCACCCAUCUCACGACAGUGACGUCUGGGCUGAAGGUCUCCAUGCCUUUUCCCAAAAUUUUCGGUGGAAACGUUAACGGCAACGGAGAUAUCGCAGGCUGGCCCGUUGGAGAAGAAGUGAAAAGUGUUCCAGUACUGUCAGGAAUCCAUAGUACCUCAGAGCUCUCAAAACUGUUUGAGUCGCUCCACGAUUCGUUAUCAAAAAUAAAAACCAUUAAGAAGUUCCACGCCUUCGAGGAUGCGGGUCUCGAGCAAGACGAUUUCACCGAGUGCUUGAGCUACUUGCUGGACAGCAAAGAGAAUUACGAGGAUCACUACGCCUAAUCACUACCUCAAUUUUGUAUUGUUCAAUGUGAUUUAAAAUAUACGAGGGAUAUUUCGACGA
Messenger RNA from Diachasmimorpha longicaudata, 2055 nucleotides. It is a transcript of the gene mst, whose product is annotated as protein misato. Gene Ontology annotation, biological process: mitochondrion organization. The transcript has 6 exons. The record is from RefSeq and is a predicted model, not a curated record. Gene Ontology annotation, cellular component: cytoplasm; mitochondrion. Bases 372 to 1994 code for a protein of 540 amino acids. Lineage: Eukaryota; Metazoa; Arthropoda; Insecta; Hymenoptera; Braconidae.